Molecule: messenger RNA, 863 nt
Organism: Psylliodes chrysocephalus
Lineage: Eukaryota; Metazoa; Arthropoda; Insecta; Coleoptera; Chrysomelidae
Source: the annotation of a GenBank genome assembly
AUUCAACCACUUGUGCCUUCACCCUAUUUAUAUUUUUUAUUCAUUGUAUUCUAUACUAUUAUUAAUUUUAGUUUGGUUGCAGAUAUCAUUAUCUUCAAUUCUAACUUCAAUAUGCAAUCGUUUUUGAAAAACAUUCCAAAAGUCAUUAAAUUUAUUCCUGAUCAUAGACCCAAAUCAGUCGAAACAAUCAUAGCGAAUAAGAGUAGAGUACUUUAUUUUCCAGUUAACUUUCCACAGCUAUUUCCAGUGGAAAAAUCAAUAUAUUUAUUGCACAUUGUUUGGCCGCAUCGAUGGGAAUUCGACAAAGGUCCUGAUGAUUUUUUUGAUGUUAUAUUCAGACUUAAAGAAGAAAAACUGCCUUUUAGAUUGUCUAUAUUAGGAGAAACGUACGAAGAUAUACCAGAUGUAUUCCAGAAAGCCAAAAAUGAAUUGACUGAUGAAAUAAUACACUUUGGUUUUGUUGAAGAUAAAGAAAAAUAUUUUAAAAUUCUGUCAUCCAGUCAUAUAGCAGUGUCAACUGCUAAGCACGAAUUUUUCGGUGUUUCAAUGUUAGAGGCAGCUUAUUGCGGUUGCUUUCCUUUGGUCCCUAACGGUUUAGUUUAUCCAGAAAUAUUUCCUAAAAUAUGUCUUUAUACCGAUAAGGAACAUUUAUUCAAGCUGUUGAAACAAUUUUGUCUUGAUCCAAAUCUUUUACAGAACUGCGAUAUGAAGUUUGAUGACUACUGUGAUAAGAAACUUGUUCCUGAAUAUUUAAAAAUAUUGGAAAUUUAAUGUGGACCGACCAAAAAAAUUGUUGUCGGGAUAACAUUUUCUCUUUUGCCAAAUUUUGUUCAAGCUUCACUGCGCCGUAGUCUUCCUUUGGC